Miscanthus lutarioriparius is the source of this 1701-nucleotide messenger RNA. The record is from the annotation of a GenBank genome assembly. Lineage: Eukaryota; Viridiplantae; Streptophyta; Magnoliopsida; Poales; Poaceae.
AUGGCGCCGAGCAAGCUCCGGCAGGCGGUGGGCGCGGCCAAGGACCAAACGACCAUCGCCCUCGCUAGGGUGAGCGCCGCGGACGAGGUGGCCUCGGACGUCGAGGCGUCCAUCGUGAGGGCAACGGCGCACGGCGAGUCCGCCCCCGCAGACGAGCGGCACGCGGCGGAGAUCCUCACGCUGACGCGCUACUCCCGCGCGCGCGUGGUCGCGUGCGUGGCCUCCGUGUCGCGCAGGCUCGGGCGGGCGCGGACGUGGCCCGUCGCCGUCAAGACGCUGGCGCUCGUGCACCGCCUGCUCGCGGAGGGGGACCCGGCGUACGAGCAGGAGGUGUUCCUCGCCACGCGGCGCGGUAGGCGCAUGCUCGACGUGUCUCGGUUCCGAGAACGCGAACGCGCGCGGUCCCGCGACUGGGACUUCGCCGCGUUCGUGCGCGCCUACGCCGCGUACCUCGACGAUCGGCUCAAGCAACGGAUGCAGGCCCGCGGAGCAGGCGCGGCCAGCCCGGGUAAAUGGCACGUCGACGGUGACACCGACAGGACGACGUACGAGGUGGCCGAGGGCUGGGAGCUCGUGCCGGGGGAAAGGCCGGCGACCGAGACGACGACGACAGAGGAUGUCAUCGCGAAGGCGCAGCAGCUGAAGCACCUCCUCGGCCGAUUGAUCGAGUGCCGGCCGACAGGGAAGGCGAGGAUGAACCCGGUGGUGACCGCGGCGCUGUACAGGCUGGUGAAGGAGAGUGCGGCGAUGUACUGCGAGCUCACGGAGGUGAUGGUCGUGCUUGUGGACCGCUUCGCCGAGCUGGGCACUCCUGCCUGCGUGUGCGUCCACUCCAUCUUCACCAGCCUCGCAAAGCUGGUCGACGAGCUCGACGACUUCUACUCGUGGUGCAAGGCCACCGACGUGUGCCGCCCGUCGGACAUCCCCGAGAUACAACGCGUCCGGCAGAAGAAUCUGGACCUCAUGGACGAGUUCAUCCGCGACAGGCAUGCGUCGGCGUCCCAGUGGGGCCGCUCACCGCCUACUCCCGUCAAGAAGAACAACGUCAAAGGAAUUGAGCCAGCGCCGAAAGAGCAGCAGGUUGUUGUGCUAGAGGAGAACAAUGUCGGCAAGGCGGCGCCGGCGGAACCUUCUAGCUCACUCGUCGUCGUGGUCGACGACAAGAUGGCCGACUUCUUGAACUUGGGCCAGGACGCGUCGCCGCCAUCCGGCGAAGAGCAUGGGAGGAAUCUGACACUGCCACUGUUCGACGGUAACUCAGCGGAAGCUGCGCCGAAAUGGGUGGCGUUCGACGAUUCAGAAGCCGACUGGGAGACGGCACUGGUGCAGUCCACAAGCACGCCCGUUGCCCAGCAAUCGGAGCUCGGUGGCGGCUUCAACACGACGGUGCUGGACGACAUGUGCAACCACGCGACGGCCAAUGCAACCGUGACAAACGCGCGUGCGUUCGCCGGAAGCGCAAGCAGCGUGGCGACGCAGCCGCUUGGUGCGGCGGUUCUUGCCCUGCCGCCACCGCCUGGGGUCAGCACCGCCGCCGCCGCCGCAAGGGCUGAUCCAUUCGCCGCGUCCCUGGCGGUGCCUCCGCCGAUAUGUGUUCAGAUGACGGACUUGCAGACAAGGCAGCGGCUCCUUAUGCAGGAGCAGAACGCAUGGCACCAGUACGAAACACAUAGGGCAGCCUGGAGUUACAAUCUGUUGUGA